AUGGGUAUUGCUUUGAAAAAGCCCGCGGGCGUACCAGGGAAAUCCUGGCCGGCUAUUGUUAUCGGAUUGUUUGUUGCUUUUGGGGGUGUCCUCUUUGGAUAUGAUACGGGAACAAUCAGUGGCAUUAUUGCCAUGAAUUACUGGUUGAAGGAGUUUUCCACUGGAAACAAAAAUGCACUUGGCGAUCCCAUUAUCACAGCAUCGCAACAAUCAGAGAUUGUCUCAAUUCUGUCCGCUGGAACCUUCUUCGGUGCACUAGCUGCAGCCUUGAUUGCCGAUCGGAUAGGCCGUCGCUGGUCAUUGAUCGUAUCUUCUGGCGUUUUCACAUUCGGAGUCAUCUUACAAACUGCCGCAACCGCAAUACCAAUGUUUGUUGCUGGCCGAUUUUUCGCUGGGUUUGGAGUAGGGUUGAUCUCAGCAUUGAUUCCUCUUUACCAAUCCGAAACGGCACCAAAAUGGAUCCGAGGAUUGAUCGUGGGAAGUUAUCAAUUCGCCAUUACUAUCGGUCUUUUGCUCGCCAAUGUCGUAAACAACUCUACCCACAAUCGAAAUGAUUCAGGCUCCUAUCGUAUCCCAAUCGCCGUUCAAUUCGCAUGGGCUCUUGUACUUAUCGCCGGAAUGCUCGUACUUCCAGAAACACCUCGAUACCUGAUCAAGCGUGGGAAGCCAGAGGCUGCGGCUCGGUCUCUCGCACGGCUCCGUCGCUUGCCAGUUGACGACGUGGCCAUCGUGGACGAAUUGAGUGAGAUCCAGGCCAACCAUGACUACGAACUCACACUUGGCAAAGCCACAUACAUUGACUGCUUCAGAGGUAAUGUCAUGAAGAGACUCUUAACAGGAUGUUUGCUGCAAGGACUUCAACAACUUACUGGAAUCAACUUCAUCUUCUACUAUGGAACACAGUAUUUCAAGAAUUCGGGUAUCAAAAACAGUUUCGUCAUUAGUAUGAUCACCAGUGCCGUGAAUGUUGGGUCGACUCUCCCCGGUCUUUACGCCAUUGACAAAUUUGGACGACGACCUCUGCUCUUCUGGGGAGCGGUUGGAAUGUGUGUAAGUCAACUGCUGGUCGCAAUUCUCGGAACAACGACAACUGGCCAAUAUCCCACUACCGGUUUGACUUACAGCAAAAACGACAGCGCUCAGAAAGCGAGUAUUGCAUUCGUCUGCAUCUACAUCUUCUUUUUCGCCUCAACCUGGGGCCCAAUCGCUUGGGUCGUGACCGGCGAAAUCUUCCCCCUCAAAGUCCGCGCCAAGUGCCUCUCGAUGACGACCGCCACAAACUGGCUCCUGAACUGGGCCAUCGCCUACAGCACUCCCUACCUCGUCAACUGGGGACCCGGAAACGCCAAUCUGCAGUCCAAGAUCUUCUUCAUCUGGUUCGGCUGCUGCUUCCUGUGUAUCGCGUUCGUGUACUUUAUGAUCUAUGAGACCAAGGGUCUUACGCUGGAGCAGAUUGAUGAGUUGUAUGAUGAGGUUAAGGUUGCGAGUCAGAGCACGUCGUGGAAGCCGACGACUACCUUUCGGCAGAUCAGGGCUAGUGUUGCUGCGCAGGGUGGCAUGGGCGAGUAUGAUGAGAAGACGCAUACCGGUGUGGAGCACAGGCAGGACGCUGAGCUGUAG
Molecule: messenger RNA, 1620 nt
Organism: Lachnellula hyalina
Lineage: Eukaryota; Fungi; Ascomycota; Leotiomycetes; Helotiales; Lachnaceae
Product: putative glucose transporter
Exons: 7
Coding region: 1-1620 (539 amino acids)
Biological process (GO): transmembrane transport; carbohydrate transport
Cellular component (GO): membrane
Molecular function (GO): carbohydrate:proton symporter activity
Source: RefSeq, a predicted model, not a curated record